AUGGCUUCGAAGAAAAUCGAGCAACCUGCAAUUGAAAUAAACAAUGAGGACACAAAUAUACGGGAAUGUUCAUCUCUUCCUCCAUCGCCAAAUUCCAAUACUCAAAAUUUGGGAAUUACAGAACGAACUCUCUCCGCCGCAGGGGCCGCCUUCCUUUCAGUUAUCAUUGCCAACCCCCUCGAUGUUGCCAAGACAAGGUUGCAAGCACAAGCGGCAGGGGUUGCACAUUCUCAUCCACUCAGUAAUAUGACCAGUAGAAUGGCUUGUUUUGGCCCAAAUAUGAUGUUUGCUGAUUUAAGAUGUUCUCCAUCAUGUCACCGGGCUGGAAUCCAGGGCACGGUUUCCAUUUGUCCUCCCGAGUGUUUUCGGUACAAAGGAACACUAGAUGUCAUCCACAAAAUUAUACAUCAGGAGGGAUUUACUAAGCUAUGGACAGGCACAAAUGCUGGCCUGGCUCUUGCAGUACCAACUGUGGGAAUUUACCUUCCUUGCUAUGACAUAUUCCGCAAUUGGUUAGAGGAAUUCACUGCUAAAAAUGCACCAACUACAACUCCUUAUGUUCCAUUAGUAGCUGGUUCAUUUGCUCGGUCUCUAGCUUGUGCAACUUGCUAUCCUAUUGAACUUGCUAGAACUCGUAUGCAGGCAUCUAAACUGACUCAAAUUGGUAAAAAGCCUCCUGGUGUGUUUCAGACUCUGCUAGGUGUUAUCUCGCAUGUCAAAAGCACAAAUAGUCCACGAAACAGUUUGCAAGGUUAUCGUCUUUUGUGGACUGGCAUGGGUGCUCAACUUGCCCGAGAUGUACCCUUCUCUGCCAUUUGUUGGUCGACUCUUGAACCUACUAGAAGAAAACUUCUUAGUUUGGUUAGACAUGAUGAGGCCAACGUGUUUAGUGUUCUUGGGGCAAAUUUCGGAGCUGGUUUUGUUGCAGGAGCUUUAGCAUCUGGAGCUACAUGUCCUUUAGAUGUAGCAAAAACUCGAAGGCAGAUAGAGAAGGAUCCUAUGAAGGCAUUGAAAAUGACUACAAGGCAAACAUUAACGGAGGUGUGGAGAGAUGGAGGCUUCAAAGGAUUGUUUACGGGUUUUGGUCCACGAGUUGGUCGAGUAGGCCCUUCUGUUGGAUUUGUGGUCUCAUUUUAUGAAGUGGUAAAGUUUGUUCUACAUCAUCGGAAAAAAACAUCUUCAUAA
Sphenostylis stenocarpa is the source of this 1185-nucleotide messenger RNA. Lineage: Eukaryota; Viridiplantae; Streptophyta; Magnoliopsida; Fabales; Fabaceae. The record is from the annotation of a GenBank genome assembly.